Fraxinus pennsylvanica is the source of this 681-nucleotide messenger RNA. The record is from the annotation of a GenBank genome assembly. NCBI's taxonomy places the organism in Eukaryota, Viridiplantae, Streptophyta, Magnoliopsida, Lamiales, Oleaceae.
AUGCAGAGUCAAAUGUCUACAUUUCUUCCCAAGUAUUUACACCAGGAAGAAGUUGUGGCACAAGAAUAUAAAGACCUAAUACUUUCAUUGCCCAAAGAAAGUGGAUGGGUUGCCUCUUCUCUCUACAAAUAUCAAGGCUUUUGGCACCCGGUCAGGCACCUUCAAGGGAUCAUUACAUGUCAACGACAUUUCCAGGCUCGGGAUUCUGAUUUUAUUCUUGUUACAACUCCCAAAUCAGGGACGACCUGGUUGAAGGCAAUCGUGUUUACCUUAAUGAAUCGAAUGCAAUACCAUAUUUCACAAGAUCACCCUUUACUCAGCAAAAAUCCGCAUGAUCUUGUGCUAUUCUUGGAACAUAGACUCUACGUUGAUAAUCAAAUCCCUGAUCUUUCCUCCAUGAAUUCUCCCAGGCUGUUUGCAACCCAUAUACCAUUUUCUUCCAUCCCGAAAUCUAUGAAGGAUUCUGGAUGUAAGCUUGUCUAUCUGUGUAGAAAUCCUAAGGACACUUUUGUGUCCAUGUGGCAAUUCUGUAACAAGUUAAGGCCACAGGAAUCGGGAACUCAUUCACUUGGAGAAACUUUUGAUAUGUUCUGUAGAGGAGUGAGUAUGGCUGGACCCUUUUGGGACCAUGUUUUAGAUUAUUGGAAAGAAAGCAGGGAGAAUCCUCACAAGGUAAUGUAG